Messenger RNA from Vanrija pseudolonga, 312 nucleotides. RefSeq names its product Succinate dehydrogenase assembly factor 1, mitochondrial (gene SDH6). The record is from RefSeq and is a predicted model, not a curated record. NCBI's taxonomy places the organism in Eukaryota, Fungi, Basidiomycota, Tremellomycetes, Trichosporonales, Trichosporonaceae. The transcript is spliced from 4 exons. Bases 1 to 312 code for a protein of 103 amino acids.
AUGGCGAGGUCAGGCCUGCAGCAGGAGGUCAUCAACCUGUACCGGCAGGGCGUCCGCAACGCCAUGUCCAAGGGCAAGGACCAGCGAAACCAGUUCCUCAUUCACCUGCGGUACAACUUCCACCACCCGCCGCUCACGGCGCGCGACUACGCUGCGAUCGAGCACCAGAUCCGCAAGUUCGGGCGUACCCUCGAGAUGCUGUCCGAGCCCAGCGUGCGGCAUAUCGGCGUCAGCAGCGACAUGGAGGACUGGUGGGCCAACGAGGUGGCGCGGGCGCGGGCGCGCGCCGAGAAGGCCGCUCUCAAGAAGUAG